Molecule: messenger RNA, 651 nt
Organism: Cladophialophora yegresii CBS 114405
Lineage: Eukaryota; Fungi; Ascomycota; Eurotiomycetes; Chaetothyriales; Herpotrichiellaceae
Product: GTP-binding protein ypt1
Exons: 5
Coding region: 1-651 (216 amino acids)
Molecular function (GO): GTPase activity; GTP binding
Source: RefSeq, a predicted model, not a curated record
AUGAAUCCAGAGUGCCACCGGCUAGCCGAUCCCAGAAUAUUGACACCGCAAUAUAGAUACGAUUACCUCUUCAAGCUCCUGCUUAUUGGAGACUCCGGCGUCGGAAAGUCUUGCCUGCUGUUGCGUUUCGCCGAUGACACCUACACUGAGUCCUACAUCUCUACCAUCGGUGUCGAUUUUAAAAUCCGAACCAUUGAACUCGAUGGAAAGACUGUCAAGCUGCAGAUUUGGGAUACUGCUGGCCAAGAACGAUUCCGGACCAUCACAUCAUCUUACUACCGAGGUGCUCACGGCAUCUGCGUCGUCUACGAUGUGACGGACAUGGACUCGUUCAACAACGUCAAGCAGUGGCUGCAGGAGAUUGACCGCUACGCGACAGAGGGCGUCAACAAAUUGCUCGUGGGCAACAAGAGCGAUAUGUCGGAUAAGAAGGUGGUCGAAUACACAAUGGCAAAGGAAUUCGCUGACAGCCUUGGAAUCCCUUUCCUCGAGACAUCCGCGAAGAACGCCUCCAACGUUGAGCAAGCCUUCCUGACCAUGGCCCGUCAGAUCAAGGAACGAAUGGGUACCACCACUGUCAACAACAAGCCCACAGUUCAAGUUGGACAAGGCCAGGGCGUGCAAUCGGGAGCCGCUGGUGGGUGUUGCUAG